Molecule: messenger RNA, 2869 nt
Organism: Solea senegalensis (Senegalese sole)
Lineage: Eukaryota; Metazoa; Chordata; Actinopteri; Pleuronectiformes; Soleidae
Product: chromosomal protein D1
Exons: 2
Coding region: 187-1653 (488 amino acids)
Biological process (GO): regulation of DNA-templated transcription
Cellular component (GO): nucleus
Molecular function (GO): transcription coregulator activity; DNA binding
Source: RefSeq, a predicted model, not a curated record
CGUCACGGACGACCGGAAGUGGUCGCAAAUUUAAACAGCAACCACAGCAACAAUAAAGGCCUACUUUUACACUACGGGGUGUCAGAUAAAUCAAUAUUCGAUAAAAGAAAAAUUUGUCAAAAAUCAUAAAGAGGAGUUCUCUAAGGUGCAAACAAAACAGAAGGAAGUAUUGAAGAAGAAAUUAAUAUGGCCGACACAGAACAAGGAGAUGGCUCAAGCAAAGAUGGAGAGUCCUUUGCAGACACAUCAAACAACAGUCCAGUGAAAAGAGGAAGGGGGAGGCCACAAGGUUCAAAGAAGCUAAAGGUUUGUGUAACAGACAUUAAUCUCAUGGAAAUGGUUUCAGGCAUUUCCAAUGGUGACUCCACACAGACUAAGAGAGGAAGAGGGCGUCCAAAAUUCAAGGAAGAAACAGUACAAGAACAAUCUGGAGACGACGAUGCUGGUGAUUCUGUGCAGACUCAUAGGGGUAAAGGGAGACCCAAAGGGUCCAAGAAACUCACCAGUAAUAGAGACAAUCCCAUGACAGACCAUUCAAAGAAAAGAGGCAGGCCUAAAAAAUCCCUCAGCAAAAGCUCCACUGAGACAGCUACUGCAGACUUAGCCAAUGGCGGCUCUGGUACACCAAAACUGAGAAGGGGUCGUCCAAAAGGAUCCACAAAGCAAAAGUCAGAAAAUUUAACAAGUGGUGAUGAGGAUGAAAGCAGUUUUGCAAAACCAAGGAAAAGAGGCCGACCAAAGGGUUCCCCCAAUAAGGUACCCAGACUGCUGGCAGAGGUGAGCAGUGAUGGUGAAACUGAGGGAAGCCUAAGCUCACCAACAAGUGUGAGAGGUCGACUCAGGAAGUCUAGGGGAAAUUACAGUGGGAGUAUGACACAGCAAACAUCAAACGCCAUCACAAACACAGCUGGUAGAGGGAGGGGAAGGCCGAGAAAAAGCAUCCAACAGAAGAAUGGAGAUCAACAAAAUGGCUCCCAGAUAGCUAAAAGAGGCAGAGGUCGACCCAAAGGCUCUUUGAACAAGAAAUAUCCUGCUAGUAGGUUGCACGGUAAUGUCGGACAGCUUCAGGGCAUUGCUGCCCCUUCAAAAGGUAAGCGUGGUCGACCAAGACUGCAACCAGCCAAGACGAGGGGAAGACCCAGGAAGUAUCCUCUUCCAUCACCUGAGGAUUUGAAAAGGCCAAGAGUAUGGAAGCCACUUGGACGGCCGCGGAAAUAUCCACGUUCAGAUCCUCCAGAUGACGCUUCAUCACUCCCUCGCAGGAGCCGUGGUCGGCCUCGCAAGUCUGAGUCUAAGAAAGGUGCUCACUUACGCAAGAAUAUGCCAACUACUCCAGCCUCCACAUACAACCUUGAUGAUGAUGAUGAUGAUGAACCGCCAAAAAAAAGAGGCCGACCCCCAAGUGCCACGAAAAGUCACAAUGCCACGCCGCGGAAAAGGGGCCGUCCUAAAGGUUCGCUCAACAAAAAAAAAGUCAAUAGUGAAACACAGCUCAACAACACGCACAGCCAUACAAAAGAAGUGAGGGAGCUCUCUGCUGUUGGAGUGGAAUAUGAAGGAGUGUCAGGAGAGGAGGUGGUGGAGCACGACAAAGAUACUGAAACGGCAUUCGUCAAACAGAACAAAAACUUUGAUGUUAGUAACCAGGCUUGAUGAAUAAUCCCAGUCCAACCAAAACAUUUGCUGUUGUAGUUGCCGUUUUAAACCAUAGAACACGGUCUUUGUUAAUGAAAAGAGGCAUUUUUAACAUUUUUGUCAGUCGGGGUAGGAUAGAUAUACAGCAGCUCCUCUGUGUUCCUAACUAACAUGCUCAUCUUGUUUUAAUGUGCUUGAUAUUUUUUUAAAAAAAAUAUGUACUUUAUUUCUGUCAUUCAAGUAAGCAGUGCUAAUAAUCUUUUACUAGAACUGGCAUGUAAAGAAGUAUUAUAGACUGAUGGUUCAAGUUUUCAUUUAGCAUCCAGAUGUAGUGUUUGUCAGUUUAAAUGUGACAGUUGUGGUGCUGGAGUAUGACAAGGAGGUCAACAAGUUUAUACAAAUGUUGGAAAUAAGGAGUAAAAAAGUAGAAGAACAGUGAAAACAUAGAGAGCCAAAGUUCUGGCCUCACAUCCAGGCUGUAGCUUCUUCUGUUUUUGGAAAAAUUAAGUUAUACAUUCCUAAUUUUUUUUAAAAAACAUCUUUUUAUUCCCUUGAGUUUAAAAUGAAAACAAAAAUGUUCAGUAAUAGGAGAGAAAUAAGAGACAACCUAAAAAUAAAUAUUGCUAGACACAGGAUAAUAUCUUUGGUUUAAACUUAAGAAAAUGAUCAGUGAGUUGUCCCGCACAAACCAGCCUCUUCACGUUUUCUUUCAAACAUGCAUUCCUAGACUGGACUAAAAGCUCUGUGUCAAAUCCCUCCUGCCGCUCACAGUUGCUCUGACAUUUUCCUCCUCCACUUGAACCUUUUUUAUUUAGUUUCAGUCGUCGUUUCACCCUUUUAUCUUAAUGUCUGGGUGUAGCUGUGAAAUCCUUUUUAUUACUCGGGACUGUCAUGAGAUUGAUUUCACAAACAUUACUUGUUAUUGAGCACCUUGUGUAAAAAAAGAGAAAAAAGUUUUUGUCUGUCCCGUACAUCAUGAUUGUUGAUGUUACACCGUCAUGAUUUGAGUCAAACGAUUGCCAAAUUGUGUUUUCUGUGUGUCCAGUUAUGGAAGAUGAUUUGAGACUUGGAUGAGUAAUAGUCUCAAGGUUCACAGUGAAAAUUGAUCUGACGUUGUCAAGUCAAAUCAUUUUAAAUGGACAUAUUUGCAUUUAGUGUGUUUUGAGCAAGAUUCCAACAAUUUGUGAGUAUAUGGUCUUGAAAUAAAAUGUCGAUCUUGCUGUUUUGUUUUUCA